Messenger RNA from Cyclospora cayetanensis, 447 nucleotides. Its product is annotated as 40S ribosomal protein S12. Lineage: Eukaryota; Apicomplexa; Conoidasida; Eucoccidiorida; Eimeriidae. The transcript has 2 exons. Gene Ontology annotation, cellular component: cytosolic small ribosomal subunit; ribosome. The coding region runs from base 1 to 447 and encodes 148 amino acids. The record is from RefSeq and is a predicted model, not a curated record. Gene Ontology annotation, biological process: translation. Gene Ontology annotation, molecular function: structural constituent of ribosome.
AUGUCGGACGUUGAGAGCACUGGUGCCCCCGAGGAGGUUCAAGUUGAGGUGGAGGAGGAAAACGUCACGGAUAUAAAAACCGCCAUCAAGAGGGUUUUGAAGAAUGCCCUGAUUCACGAUGGGCUGGCUCGUGGUCUGCAUGAGGUUGCAAAGGCUCUAGAUUCCAAGCGCGCGCAGGCAUGCUUUCUGGCCGAGAGUUGCUCCGAGCCUGCCUACAAAAAACUGGUGGGGGGGCUUUGCAAGGAGCAUGGUAUCCCUCUGAUUGAGGUGGCAGAAAGCAAGGAUCUCGGCGAGUGGGCAGGACUCUGCCGCAUUGAUCACGAGGGUGCCCCUCGCAAGGUUGUUGGCGCUUCGUGCGUCGCCGUCACCGACUUUGGCGAGCAAAGCGAAGCCCUCACCUUCCUCCAGAACCACAUAAAGUCACUUUCGCACAAAACAUGCCCGUAA